Serinus canaria (Common canary) is the source of this 663-nucleotide messenger RNA. Its product is annotated as small nuclear ribonucleoprotein-associated protein B'-like. Lineage: Eukaryota; Metazoa; Chordata; Aves; Passeriformes; Fringillidae. The record is from RefSeq and is a predicted model, not a curated record. The transcript has 2 exons. Bases 1 to 663 code for a protein of 220 amino acids.
AUGGGCUUUAAUUUGCAAACUCUUCAGUAUGGAUGUAGGCAGAACCCACCUCAUGAUUUGUGUAGAGCUCCAUCCUGGGAGCGAUGUGUCAUACGUGCGGAGGCUGCGAGCAGAAGAGCUGUCAGGAGAACGCUGCCUCGCUUGAAGAGGAGGAGGCGGUGGGGAAAGGACGGUGACGAACGCAGGAUCACCAAAAAAUCCGGCAGUGCCCAGGGGCUGCCAUCCCCGGCUCACCCCUCCGGCCCUGCUUGCCUGGGCUCCCCUCGCAGAGGGCUCAGCCUCUCGGAGCUGGCCCCUGGCCCCCGCGGAGCCGCUCCCAGCCGCCACCGGGCAGCGGAAAUCCCCGCAGCCCGGCCCGACCCUGCCCGGGGCGCCGAGCGGCGCUCCCCGCGCCCGGGGCUCUCCGGGCAGCCCCCGGCCCUCUCGCGGGGCGCUCUCCCACGACCGCCAUCACUUCCCCCCCUGCUCCGGGGCCGCGCUGUCACCUCACCCCCCGCGACGUCCCACGCACCGCAGGCCGAGAGCCAACACCCCGCCGCGAGUCGGACCCGCACCCCUGGGCCGGGAGACAAUGAGCAGCCACAACUCACCAGCAGCGCCGGAGCUUCGCGGGUCCGGGGGCGGUUCCUUUGCCCCUUCUCCUUCCCCUUCUCCUCCGCCUAG